Microplitis demolitor is the source of this 1602-nucleotide messenger RNA. RefSeq names its product DNA methyltransferase 1-associated protein 1 (gene DMAP1). Gene Ontology annotation, biological process: chromatin remodeling; DNA repair; negative regulation of transcription by RNA polymerase II. Gene Ontology annotation, cellular component: nucleus; NuA4 histone acetyltransferase complex; Swr1 complex. The record is from RefSeq and is a predicted model, not a curated record. NCBI's taxonomy places the organism in Eukaryota, Metazoa, Arthropoda, Insecta, Hymenoptera, Braconidae. Gene Ontology annotation, molecular function: transcription corepressor activity. Bases 98 to 1378 code for a protein of 426 amino acids. The transcript has 2 exons.
AAAAACAUGUCAAAACUCUAACCUAAAAAAAUAUCAAGUGUUUACUUGAAGAGUUGCUGCUAUUUAUAAAUAAAUAAAUGUGUAAUAAAUAAACAAAAUGGCAGACGUCCGUGACAUUUUGGACAUUGAAAGUCCAGCAGCCGGAGAAUUAACACGUGAGUCUAUAUUUGGUAACAAAAAAACAGUUAGAAAAUAUGAUUACAAAGUUCCUAAACGUCCUGAGGGGAUGCAUCGUGAGGUGUUCGCAUUAUUGUGCAAAGACAAUACUGACGUGCCACCAAUUUACCCCACUGACACCGGGAAAGGGUACAAGCAAGCUCGUGCUAAGCUUGGUAUGAAAAAAGUGCGCCCUUGGAAAUGGACACCAUUUACAAACCCAGCUCGUACUGACGGUGCUGUAUUCCAUCACUGGAGACGCGUUGCUGAUAAUACCAAAGAGUAUCCAUUCGCAAAGUUCAAUAAAAAAAUUCCUGUUCCAAGUUACAGCAACACGGAAUACAACCAGCACCUGGCUGUCAACGGAUGGACCCGCGCAGAGACAGAUCAUUUGUUUGAUUUGUGCCGCAGGUUCGAUUUGAGGUUCAUUGUCAUCCAGGACAGGUGGGACAGGAGUAAAUUUCCUCCUAGAACUGUCGAAGAUUUGAAGGAAAGGUAUUACCAGGUUUGCGGCGCGCUGACUAAAUCUAAAUCUUAUUCAGAUAAAAUUUACGUAUUUGAUGCUGACCAUGAGAAGCGACGUAAAGAACAACUGAAAAAAUUAUUCGAACGCACGCCGGAGCUGGUCGGUGAAGAGCAAACUCUGCUGACGGAGCUGAGAAAAAUAGAGCAGAGAAAAAAAGAACGAGACCGCAAGACACAGGACCUGCAGAAACUGAUCACCGCUGCUGACCAUCAAGCAGACCCGCGUAAAAAUGAACGGAAGCAGGCAUCGAAAAAGACGACGACUACAGCCAGAAACAGGCCCAAUAAAUCCGAUGCUGCCUACACGCAGAAGCUCCAAGUGGUCGAGUCUGCGGGAAUCAAAUUCCCAGAUUUCAAAAAUAGCGGCGUGAGUUUACGCGGCCAGAGACUGAAGUUACCCAGCAGUCUAGGUCAGAAGAAGAUAAAAGUUAUUGAAACGAUGCUGAAUGAACUGAAAAUGGAUUUAAAUCCCCCGCCUACUGAAGAGAUUUGCCAACAAUUUAAUGAACUGAGGAGCGACAUCAUUCUGCACUUUGAAUUACAAGGAGCUCUCGCUACUUGCAAUUACGAACUUCAGUCACUGCGUCAUCAGUACGAGGCUCUAGCGCCUGGAAAAACUCUGACUAUCCCAGCAGCGCUGAUGCCUAAAAACGAAGAGGUAAAAUCUGAAAUAAUUGAUGUCGUUGGAUGUAUAUAAUUAAUUACACACUAAUUACCGAUUUCCAUUCAGUACCAGACUGGGAAAUUAAAAACUUCUCUAUAAAAAAUGUAUUUUUAAUUAAUUAAUUAAAAAAAAAUAAAUUACUGGUAUUUAAAAUUAUCGUAAUAAAUUACGAUCUUAUUGAUAAUCAAUUAAGUAAUAAAAUAUAAUAAUUAAUUGUAAUUGCAAGUGUAAUUUAAGUUUUAAAUGAAUGGUAAUAC